AUGAAAAUGAAAAAUAAUAAUAAUCAUAAACCAUCAAUUCUCACCAUUAUCUUUGUUCUUAUAAUAUUCACCACGUAUUCAGUUAUAACACAUCCGACACCAUCACCGGAAAACGACAAUGGAUCAAUUUCACCACGUGUCGAAAAUCCUGAUCCUUCAUUACCCACCUUGACGAAAUUUGAUUUCGAAUCGCUCUCAGAACUAGGAGAAUUUUGGGAAAUGAUUCGUACCGAUGAUUUUACUGAUCAAAAUGUAAAUAAAGAAAAUUUUGGGACCAAGCCUUAUUUCACUCCAGUAUGGUUUAAGGAUGCAUUUUAUAAAUUCGGUCCUCACAUAACUUAUACUAAUAAGGAUGGAAUUGCUCAAGUAUAUAAAGAUAAAGAAUGGUAUUAUAUUUGUUAUUUAAAGACAUGCAUGAACGUUGUAUUUCGGGGUUAUUAG
Funneliformis geosporum is the source of this 441-nucleotide messenger RNA. NCBI's taxonomy places the organism in Eukaryota, Fungi, Glomeromycota, Glomeromycetes, Glomerales, Glomeraceae. The record is from the annotation of a GenBank genome assembly.